Molecule: messenger RNA, 973 nt
Organism: Camellia sinensis
Lineage: Eukaryota; Viridiplantae; Streptophyta; Magnoliopsida; Ericales; Theaceae
Source: RefSeq, a predicted model, not a curated record
GAGAGAGAGAGAGAGAGAGUGUGAAGCCAUUGAGGAAAAAAUAAAAAAGAAAAAGUGAUCUCACUAUCACCUCGGGUUCAGAGGCCAGCAGGACAAGCAAAUGGCACAGGAGAAAGUAGAAGUGAUAGAUCACUUUUGUGAUGGAAAUCUGAAGGUCACCGAUUUUGGACUCAGCGCGUUCACGAAUCAUCUCCGGCAGGACGGGCUCCUCCACACAACGUGUGGAACUCCGGCAUAUGUUGCGCCGGAGGUGAUCGGAAAACAGGGCUACGACGGGGCUAAGGCGGACAUUUGGUCCUGCGGCGUCAUAUUGUAUGUUUUGUUAGCUGGAUUCGUGCCUUUUCAGGAUGAUAAUAUUGUUGCGAUGUAUCGGAAGAUCUACAGGGGAGAUUUCAAGUGUCCGCCAUGGUUUUCGCCUGAAUCGAGGAGAUUGAUUACGAAACUGUUGGAUCCAAAUCCGAACACUCGAAUCAACAUCGCGAAGAUAAUGGAUUCGUCGUGGUUCAAGAAGACGAAUCCGAAAAUUGUGAGAUCUGAAGAGAUCACAAGUUUCGAGGACUCUGGAAAGGGGUUCGGUAAAUAAACAAUCUGAAGUAGCAGUCGUAGCUUCCCACUGCUUGGACUGGCUACCAAAUGGACAUCUUGUGGAGGGUCAGUGGUUGAGGCGGCGAUCGGCGGGCUGAAGAUGAGUCACGAAGAUGAGUCGAGGAGCAGCAGCUGGAGCGAAGGGAAGAAGAAGGGAGCGACAUUCGUGAUCGACUGUGCGAAGCCGGUGGAGGAUAAGAUCAUGGAGAUCGCAUCACUGGAAAAGUUCCUCCAGGAAAGAAUCAAGAUCGGCGGGUCAGAGGGAAGAGAGUUGGAAGAUGCAGGAAACUGAAGGUAUGUGUAGAGGUCCGGCGGGCGGCCAAGGCGAGGCUGCCGCCCGCCGGUGAAGCAGAAUUAUUCGAUUCUAAACCAGCUCUGAUACCAUGUA